Messenger RNA from Cynara cardunculus var. scolymus (artichoke), 1722 nucleotides. Its product is annotated as plant UBX domain-containing protein 11. The transcript has 10 exons. NCBI's taxonomy places the organism in Eukaryota, Viridiplantae, Streptophyta, Magnoliopsida, Asterales, Asteraceae. The coding region runs from base 98 to 1624 and encodes 508 amino acids. The record is from RefSeq and is a predicted model, not a curated record. Gene Ontology annotation, molecular function: protein binding.
ACUUGGUUGGUGGUCUAAAAGAGUGGCUGCACCCAUAAACACACCAGAAAAAUAAGGUGAAGUACAAGAACAAGAACCGACACAAAUCCCUAGAAAGAUGGAACGAGCCAUUUCCAAUCUUGCAUUUAGAGGUUCUAUUCUUGAAGCAAUCACUGAAGCCAAAAGGCAGAAAAAGCUUUUCGUAGUUUACAUCUCAGGAGAUGAUGAAGUUUCAGCCUCAAUGGAUGAAUCUACGUGGUCAGAGUCAAGUGUGGCAGAGUCACUACCAAAGUACGCCAUUUUGUUGCACAUCUUAGACGGAAGCACAGAUGCAUCUCAAUUUUCUGCAUUAUACCCACAGAAACCUGCUCCUUGUAUAACAGCUAUCGGAUAUAACGGGGUCCAACUAUGGCAAAAUGAGGGCUUUGUCAGUGCUGAGGUUCUGGUUUCAACCCUUGAGAAGGCAUGGUUGAGUCUUCAUGUUCAGGAGACAACUGCCUCUUUCUUGACUGCAGCACUUGCCUCGAGACAAUCUGAACAAAUUCCAUCAGAAGCUGCUCCUACCACUGCACGUGAAAUUGGAAGUUCUUCUUCAACACCAUCAAGUAAUACAAAUGCUAGUGCUUCAGUGGACAAAACCGACAUAGAUCAUGACAAAGAAAAAUCUAAGAACUCUGCACCACUGAUUGAGGAAAUAAACUCAAAACUUGGUGAUGAUGAUGUGUCUCAUGGGCCAUUUGUCAAUAAAUUGGAAGAAAGUAAGGUUGAACAGCUAGAUACAACAACUAGAGAACCAGUUAAGCAGGUGACCACAAGUGCAAGUGAUUCUAGAGUUGACAAAAAAUCGAGCUUGAAUGUUGUGGAGGCUCCUCAAGUGGUUGAUACUGAAGCAAAGCCUAAAAAGUCUGAAAGUUCGCAAACUGAGAAGGAUGAUUAUUCAGAUUUAGCUUCAAAUAGAUCAACUGAUAUUCAUUUAAAUAUACGAUUACCUGGGGGCACAAGUCUACAAGAGAAGUUUGAACCUACAAGCACUUUGAGAAUGGUCAAAGACUGCGUGGAUCAAAAGCAAGAAACUAGCAUAAGCUCUUAUGAUCUAGCCAUUCCUUAUCCCCGCAAGGUUUUUGGUGACCAAGAUUUAAGUAAAACUUUGAAGGAGUUAAGUCUGCUUGAUAGACAAGCAUUGAUAGUGGUUCCACAUCUCCGAGGUGCGGGUCAUCACAAAGGACGAUCUUCCACGCCCAACCCAUCAGUGUCAACGAGUGCUGCUGGAUCUUCAGAUGGCGAAGGUUUAUAUUCACUUGUGAAAAGGGUUCUAUCAUAUGUAAAUCCUUUGGCUUAUCUUGGGGCUGGUGGUGCUGCUGCGAACUCCUCAACUUCUGCACCGGAAACUCGAAGAAGUUUGCCGGAAUCUGGCUCUGCUCCGCAAGGCACCUUCACGGGCAGCAGAUCCUACGUCGUAAGAUCAAAUCAAAGCGAUAUUACACCAUCAACUGGUAGAAACAACAGGCCAAACUCAUCUCGAUUUGGAAGUGGAAGCAACAUCCACACCCUGAAACACGAUGAAGAUGAUAGCAAAUUCAGCGGCAAAAAUGCUUUCUGGAACGGGAAUUCCACAGAAUAUGGUGGUGAUGGCGACAACAAGUGAGACCUCGCGAUUUCUAGAGACCUCGGUUAUAUAUUUAUUUGCAAAGACAUUUACAUGCAUAUUACAUUCUCAUAAGUUUCAGGUAAUAAAUAUGUUAU